Messenger RNA from Rhineura floridana, 1466 nucleotides. RefSeq names its product suppressor of cytokine signaling 1 (gene SOCS1). Gene Ontology annotation, molecular function: 1-phosphatidylinositol-3-kinase regulator activity. The transcript is spliced from 2 exons. The coding region runs from base 344 to 967 and encodes 207 amino acids. The record is from RefSeq and is a predicted model, not a curated record. Gene Ontology annotation, cellular component: phosphatidylinositol 3-kinase complex. NCBI's taxonomy places the organism in Eukaryota, Metazoa, Chordata, Lepidosauria, Squamata, Rhineuridae. Gene Ontology annotation, biological process: intracellular signal transduction; phosphatidylinositol phosphate biosynthetic process.
AAAGAGAACUUAAAAAGCCACCGAGAGGCGGCGAUGAGAAGAGAAAGGCGCCAGACGCAGCGUCUGAGUCGCCGGAUCCGCUCAGCAGCGCCCAUCGACGUGGCUUCGCGGCGGCCCGAGCGGAUGAUGUGGCUGCAGACCCCCGAGAGGUCAGCUGAGAGAGGCGGCGCGGCCGGGUGCUGGAAGGCGGCAGCGACAGCAACCCCCGCCGGCAUCGCGGCCCUCGCUCUCCGUUGGCUUUGGCUAAGACGCAGCGUCGAGUCGCGGAGGAGCGCCCCAGGCCAGUAGUCCUUCCCUGGCCCAGACGCUAUGGAAGAGCACACCAGUGGGUCAAGUCUGUAGAAUGGUAGCGCAUAGCAGUGUGACGCCUGAGAAUGGAAUUGCAACAGAGCUGAGAUGUCGACUUGAGCCACCUGUGCGGGACACUCUGCAGGCCUGCGUUCCCCACAGCCUUGGCCGGGCCAGCACCGUGCAAAAACCUCGGGACACCCACUUCCACACCUUUCGCUCCCAGGCUGAUUUCAGCACCAUCAUCCGGACCAGCGCAUUGCUGGAUGAGUGUGGCUUUUAUUGGGGACCGUUGUCUGUCAAUGCAGCCCAUGAGAAGCUCAGAGGCGAGCUGGUGGGGACCUUCCUCAUCAGGGACAGCCGGCAGAAGAACUGCUUCUUCACCAUUAGCGUUAAGACAGCCACUGGACCCACCAGCAUUCGUGUCAUAUUCCAAGCUGGCUGCUUCAGCCUGGAUGGCAGCAAGGAGACAUUUGACUGUCUCUUUAAGCUGCUGGAACAUUAUGUUAGCUCUCCACGAAAGGUCUUGGUUGCCCCACUCCACAAAGAGCGCAUGCGGUCCUUGCAGGAACUCUGUCGCAAAAGCAUUGUGGCAACAUUUGGGAGAGAGAACUUAAGCGACGUCCCCCUGAACCCGGUCUUAAAGGAUUAUCUGGAAUCGUUCCCUUUUAAGUUGUAGGGAACUUGCAUUAAAGCCGCAUAUGCAACUGGGAGAAGGAUGGGGAGAUGGAAGAGAAAGUUCUGCCCACUGGAGUUUCUUCUUUUUUUAAAAAAAGUGCACAGCUGCAAUCCUGAGGGCCAGGUGGAAACAAUCCAUUUACUCAUGGAGAAUCCCGGGGAGAUGAGGGACGUUUUGGGUUGCAUAGAGACUUCUUCAACACAGUCACUAUAUCGUGUGUGCAGAUUGGAGAAAUGCAGAAAGAAAUCCGAUGCUGGGAUUUUUGGAAAAGUGUGGGCCAUGAACACAUCUAUUUUUGUAGCAGCUCUACUGUAUUUUGGGGGAGGGGGAUGGAACGUGAACACUUGACUUAUAAUGUUUACAUAAAUGAAAAAAAACUUUUGCACAAAGUGAGGCUCUGGGAUGCCUCAUUGAUAAUAUUUCUGCUGAGCAGAACAUGUUGUUAUUUUAUAUCUAUUUUUUUUAAGGUGGUAAUAAAACCUGAUUGUAAACGUUUUUG